GCCAGCAUUUUUUAAACGGGCAGUAAGCAGCGCGUUCGGGUGUAGAAAUUGUGUAUUAACCUUUUUUUUGAAUUUUUUUUAAAAAAGCAAUAGUAGCCAGAAGAAAUUAUAUUUGAAAAAUUGGAAAUAUAUAAUAAAAUCAUUGCAUAGACAAGCGAAAGCUAUUUAGCCACUUUUGAUGAAUAUCGUUUUCCUUGUGGAAUUGGAAAUCAAAAAGCAAGAAACGACAACCAAACGCACCAAUAAGAACGAAAAACUGGGAAAACCGUCAAAAUCCGAAAUAAAAAAAGUUGGGUGGAUUUAUCAAAUCGUACACACACAUAUAUUUACAAGGCUCGUUUUGUAGUGUAUACAUCAGAUAUAUAUCGGAUAUUUCGUAAUACUUGUUCACAACUGAAGAAAAAAAAUUUUUUUUGAAAAGUAAUUUUCGUGCAUUUUUCUGUUAUUCAAUAUAAGUUUCAAUAAAUUGGGGGAUUGCGGGAAUAAAAAAGAAUUUACCUGUAAAAUUUUUGGGAAAUAUUACUAAACAAAGUGAAAGUGUUUCUUAAGAAAAAUUUUACAAGAAAAAGUUGAGCUGGACGUGCUAAACAUUAAACAUUAAAGGUAGCGGCUUCUACACAGUUAAGAAAAAAAAUUUACAAUUAGCCUGAUUACAAAACAGGUGCACUAGACAAGUAAAAAGAAAAAAAAUCUCCCCGCGAAUUCAUUCAUUGCUCUGUUGUCUCUAAUUGUAACAGAGUAGAUUUUUAAAAGAGCGAAAGCUAAAACAGCCGUCAAAAAGAGAGAGAAAGAGAAGGGGAGUUUCUACCAACCAAUAACCAAAAAAUAUCAAACAUUCGAUUGCAACAUGAGUGGAUACACAGAUUUAACCAAAUUGGAAAAUAGUCGAAACUGCUUGAGACGCAUAGCUCGCCAUGACGAGCCACAGUUCUCAAAAGACAGCAUUGUCAAUGUUAUGGAGAAAUUUGUAAAAACUGUCAAUAUUAUGGAUGAUACCAUACUCGUACCAUGCAGGCUUAUGGAUCGGCAGGUGGGUGAUACUACUGAUAUUAUGCCAGCCUCUGGUAAAGAUGUCACUUCCAAUCAGCAUACUCAACAUGCACCGAAACGUAGCACUGUCAAUUCAAAAAAUGUACAUGAAUUCCUACAUUCAUCGGAACUUUUCAAUUUGUAUAACAUGUUGAAUGCUCUGAAAAAUGAUUUAUUGUGGACCGGUAAAGAUGAAAAUGACGAUGAUGAAGAAAUUAAUGUGAAUGAAUUAAAUCGAGAGAUUGUGGUCAUUAACGAACCAAUAGAUGGUAAGACUGAUAACGCUAGCAGCUCACACCCGCCCGCUAACGGUAACAUAGCUGUAGCUAAUAGCAAUACUAAUAAUAAUAGUAACAAUAGUGGGGGAGUGGUUGCGGUAAAAGGUCAUAUUAGGCGCCCAUCAACCGCUUCGACGGCAUCGAUAGCUUCGGUCAGUCAACUGAGCGAUUCGGAAAGUGAUAUUUCGAAUGAAAAUGAUUCUGGUGUUGAAUCAGAGAGUCAUAAAAAUGCUGGUAGCGCCGAUUCGACGAGCGGCAGUGAGGAUGGCGAUGUAGAAACCAAAAAAUUAGCCAAUGUAGAUAAAGCUACUGAAUUGGCCAAACGCUGCCGAAGACAUUUGAAUGGCUUAUAUAAAUGCUUGGAGCAAAUGACAGAAGCAGCCAAUUAUCUAGCAGCCCGAUACCAAAGUGAUAUUGGUGGCACUGUGUAGGGUUUCUUUUCCUAGAGAAAUUAUACGCCUACCCGUCAACCUCUACAUACAACAAAACAAUACAAAGAAAUAU
Messenger RNA from Glossina fuscipes, 1811 nucleotides. RefSeq names its product GATA zinc finger domain-containing protein 7. NCBI's taxonomy places the organism in Eukaryota, Metazoa, Arthropoda, Insecta, Diptera, Glossinidae. The transcript is spliced from 3 exons. Gene Ontology annotation, biological process: regulation of lipid biosynthetic process. The coding region runs from base 848 to 1738 and encodes 296 amino acids. The record is from RefSeq and is a predicted model, not a curated record. Gene Ontology annotation, cellular component: cytosol.